Molecule: messenger RNA, 967 nt
Organism: Amaranthus tricolor (Joseph's coat)
Lineage: Eukaryota; Viridiplantae; Streptophyta; Magnoliopsida; Caryophyllales; Amaranthaceae
Product: protein CLP1 homolog
Exons: 5
Coding region: 85-438 (117 amino acids)
Biological process (GO): tRNA splicing, via endonucleolytic cleavage and ligation
Cellular component (GO): nucleus
Molecular function (GO): polynucleotide 5'-hydroxyl-kinase activity
Source: RefSeq, a predicted model, not a curated record
UCUCGUACACCAAAAUACCGACAAAAAUCCAGAAGCUACAAGAUAAGGAGCUGGUCCGAAAUCCAGAAGGAAUACUUUUAUGGCAUGUCAAAUGAGCUUUCUCCCCAUUCCAACGUUGCUAGUUUCAGUGACUGGACUGUCUAUCGAAUUGGCGGUGGACCACAAGCACCACGAUCAGCUCUGCCUAUUGGUGCAGAGCCUGCAGCAGACCUGACCAGGGUGGUUCCUGUUAACAUUAGCCAAGAUUUGCUUCAUCUUGUGCUAGCUGUUUCAUAUGCCAAGAAUCAAGAGGAAAUUAUUUCUAGUAAUGUUGCUGGGUUUGUUUAUAUUACAGAUAUUGAUGUUCAAAGGAGAAAAAUAACAUACCUUGCACCAUCAGCAGGAGAAUUACCUGGCAGAAUUUUGCUGUUGGGGACUUUAACGUGGUUAGAAACUUGAUGCAGAGGUGGAUUUCGUUAAUAUCACCUUUAAGGUGGGGCAAAUUGUUGCAGUUUAUAAGUAAGACUGACUGUCAUCCCAUACGUGAAAAAUGGAAGCGAAAUGAAAAUAGGUAGCUUGACAAAUAGCUGCUAUACUAGUAGGUUAUGGUGUUUGUUAACUACUAGUAUUAUUUGCUGCCUCCUUUUGAGACGGGUUAGCAUAGCUGAACAUGCUUGUUCAUCAAUAACAUCUGUUAAGUAACAAGUAUUUCAAUUGUCACCAUUCCCCUUCCUAAAACCCCCCAAAAAUUUCUGAAUCGUCCUUGGCCGGUUCUCGCUUGCGCAUACUGAACAGAAUGCUACACUUGACUAAAUUGAUGUGGAUUGAACAAUGAUAGUGUAGAUAGGGUGAACCUGAGAUGGUGCAUCAUUUUGUAUUGAAUUUUCUAUGCUGGUAACCAAGGCUGAUGUAUGAAACUAGUUAUGCUAGUGAAAUAUUAGCUCAGUUGAACGGGAUGGUUAUAGUGUUUGACUUUUGGCUUAGCAAU